Molecule: messenger RNA, 1258 nt
Organism: Exaiptasia diaphana
Lineage: Eukaryota; Metazoa; Cnidaria; Anthozoa; Actiniaria; Aiptasiidae
Product: tachykinin-like peptides receptor 99D
Exons: 1
Coding region: 256-1176 (306 amino acids)
Biological process (GO): G protein-coupled receptor signaling pathway
Cellular component (GO): membrane
Molecular function (GO): G protein-coupled receptor activity
Source: RefSeq, a predicted model, not a curated record
GAUUUUUUUGUCUUGAAUUACUCCUUGUCAUGCACUUUCAAUUCUCGAUUUCCUUUGAAAAUAGUAAAAAGGAAUCCACAGUAGAAGGAAAUAUCAACUUACUAAAGAAAAAAGAGACCUUGCUUUAAUCAACUAAGAGACGGAAGUGUAUAAAUCUAACAUGAGCUUCUGAAACAGAUGGGUUUAUGCUUUCAUUCAGAGACAAAGCCGUCAUUUCACAGCAAAGACUAACGAAUAUUAUUUAUCGAUACUGCCAUGGAUCUUAAUGCAAGUAGUACAGUAUCACCUAUAAGUGACAAAAUGAAAGGUGUUUGGUGCGUACUCUUUGGCAUCGAAUCGCUCCUAAUCAUUGCAUGUAACAUUAUAGCAAUUACCAUUUUCACGAAGAAAAAGUUUCGAGUCUCAAAGUCUUGCUAUUUGAUAAUCAAUCUAACGGUCGCCGAUGUUCUUGUAGGAGUUUCUGCAUUCAUUACUUCSAUGGAGAUUUGGUACUCAAAAGACAACAUAUUCACGAAUUGUUCUAAAAUAUUUCUGACUGAGCUGUCAUUGAACUUCUCAAUGUUUACACUUUUAGCUUCGCUGUUUUCUCUGGCUAUGAUGGCGCUUGAAAGGGCGUUGGCUAUUAUAAUGCCGUUCCGUUUUCGUCGAAUAAGCAACAAACAUUACUUUGUUGCCAUGUCAUUCUCGUGGUGUGUGUCUUUGUCAUUAUUUUUGCGACAUUUGGCAUGUACUUCCAGCCACAUUUUUAAUGAAAUCAUAGAAUUGUACUCUAUGGUUUUCGUGAUURCAUCAAUUUUUGUAAUCAUUAUUUCGUAUAGUGCAAUUGCCAUCAAUAGAGUUUCUGGCUCUGAAAUAAACUCUAGCAUUUCAAUGAGAAACAAUUUGAGGUUAUCCCGCACUUUGAUGCUGACAACUUUGGUGGCCCUAAUUACCUGGGUACCAUCCUACAUGAUUUUAUCCGUAUCUGGACAUGGUAAAGUUUCAAAUAACACUGGUUUUGYAAUGGUUAUGCUGAUAUACAGCAACUCUCUUGCUAAUCUUUUGGUAUAUACAGUGCGCAUGCCGCAGUUUCGUCUCGAGUUGAAAAAGAUGCUUGGCUGCAGCAAUAAAGUAGACGUGAAUAUGGUCAGCCAAACAAGCAAGACCCAAGCGAAAUUUAGUGACAGCAGAAUUUAACGCGUAUCAGACAGAUUUACUUUAUGCGCACUCGAUAGUGCAAACCGAGAAGUGGUUGGCAGAAUUCUAGAGCAGUGCUGCG